AAUGGCGGAAGUGAAGAACAAGCAAGUGGUUUUGAAGGAUUAUGUCACCGGUUUCCUUAAGGAAUCAGACUUGGACUUAGUUGAAAACACCAUCACUCUCAAGCUUCCAGAAGGUUCCAAUGAGAUCCUUCUCAAGAAUCUCUAUUUGUCUUGUGAUCCUUUCAUGCGAAACCUUAUGAGCGACAUAGGAAUCCUUGAGAAGUUCCUUCCAUAUGCUCCUGGCUCUCCAUUAUUUGGAUAUGGGGUGGCUAAAGUCCUGGAAUCCGGACACCCUGAUUACAAGAAGGGUGAUUUGGUGUGGGGGUUUACUAAAUGGGAAGAGUACAGCUUGGUCCCCUCAUCUCGAAUUCUUUUCAAAAUCGAGCACACCGAUGUUCCACUUUCAUACUAUACUGGAAUUCUUGGUAUGCCAGGAAUGACUGCUUAUGCCGGUUUCUUUGAAGUUGGGCUUCCUAAAAAAGGAGAGAAAGUUUUUGUUUCUGCUGCCUCUGGUGCAGUUGGUCAACUUGUUGGCCAGUUUGCGAAAUUGACCGGUUGCUAUGUCGUUGGAAGUGCUGGAAGUAAAGACAAGGUGGAUUUGUUGAAGAAUAAAUUCGGAUUCGAUGAUGCUUUUAACUACAAGGAAGAGCCUGACCUCGAUGCUGCAUUGAAAAGAUACUUCCCUGAAGGCAUUGACAUUUACUUUGAGAAUGUUGGAGGGAAGACACUUGAUGCUGUGCUGCUAAAUAUGAGAGUCCAUGGCCGAAUAGUAGUAUGUGGAAUGAUCUCGCAGUACAAUCGUGCUCAACCUGAAGGGGUAACAAAUCUGGGAAAUCUCAUAAUGAAGCGGAUUCGUAUGCAAGGUCUUGCUGUCACCGAUUACUAUCCGAUGUAUCACAAGUUGGUGGAGUAUGUGGUGCCGAAAAUCAAAGAAGAGAAGAUUGUAUAUGUGGAAGACAUAGCUGAGGGACUUGAAAACGGCCCUGCUGCUUUGGUUGGCCUUUUUAAUGGUCGCAAUGUUGGCAAACAAGUUCUUGUUCUUGCCCGUGAAUGAUAGCAGCAAUAUCAGCAACAUGCUUGGUUUUCUUUCUUUCUUUUAUGCUAGCUAUAUGAAGAGCAAUGCUACAUAGCCAGCAAAUAUUAUCAUUUUUUACUAGUAUUUGGUCAGUAAUAAUUUGUACUUAUAUUUAUAGAUGUUUUAUACACAAUAAAUAUAUAAUUUGUAUUUAUAUUUA
This is a messenger RNA of Arachis duranensis, 1214 nucleotides long. Its product is annotated as 2-alkenal reductase (NADP(+)-dependent). NCBI's taxonomy places the organism in Eukaryota, Viridiplantae, Streptophyta, Magnoliopsida, Fabales, Fabaceae. Gene Ontology annotation, molecular function: 2-alkenal reductase [NAD(P)H] activity. The record is from RefSeq and is a predicted model, not a curated record.